This is a messenger RNA of Penicillium chermesinum, 1242 nucleotides long. RefSeq names its product dihydrofolate synthase. NCBI's taxonomy places the organism in Eukaryota, Fungi, Ascomycota, Eurotiomycetes, Eurotiales, Aspergillaceae. The coding region runs from base 1 to 1242 and encodes 413 amino acids. Gene Ontology annotation, molecular function: tetrahydrofolylpolyglutamate synthase activity; dihydrofolate synthase activity; ATP binding. Gene Ontology annotation, biological process: folic acid-containing compound biosynthetic process. The record is from RefSeq and is a predicted model, not a curated record. The transcript has a single exon. Gene Ontology annotation, cellular component: mitochondrion; cytosol; cytoplasm.
AUGAUUGACCUAGGAUUGGCCCGAGUCUCGCGGCUCGUCCAACAGACGCCACUAACAUGGAAAGCCAUUCAUAUUGCGGGCACUAAUGGAAAAGGUUCAAUCAGCGCUUACCUUUCGCAUCUAUUAUCCACAGACGGGGUUCGUUGUGGCCGAUUUACCUCGCCCCAUCUUAUCGAUAGAUGGGACUGUAUCACGAUUGAUGAGAGAGUCGUCCAGAAAUCCCUCUUCCACCAAAUCGAAGAUCAAAUCAAACAGCGAGACCAAAAACUCGGGAUCGGCGCAUCCGAGUUCGAGCUCCUCACGGCCACGGCUUUCGAGAUAUUCAAUCAUGAACAAGUGGAAAUUGGCGUGGUAGAAGUUGGCAUGGGUGGUCGCCUCGAUGCUACCAAUAUUCUGAAUAACGUGCUUGUCUCGGUCAUCGCCAAGAUUGGGUUGGACCAUCAAGCUUUUCUGGGAUCUACAAUUGUAGAAAUUACAGGAGAAAAGGCCGGGAUUUUAAAGCCUGGAGUGCCAUGUGUUAUCGAUAGCUCAAAUGAACGCGCAGUGCUUGAGACACUUUCGAAGCGUAUCCAAGAGCUGGGCAUCGAGGCCACCUACGCAUCACCAGAGAACGUCGAGGAGCAACUCCCGGCAUUAGGGCGUCUGUUUAGAAAGCUGGAUCUUGAGCCUCACCAGAAACAGAACAUGUGCAGUGCCGUGCUGGCAUUACGGCAAGCUCUAUCCAAAAUCCGACCCGGACACGAUGUCGAUGCUCUUCUUCCACACCUCGCGGAUGUCAAGUGGCCUGGUCGCUUGGAGGAAGUCUCCCUUCAGCCUCUUAUUCCCCGAGAAGAACCUAUCCUCCUUGACGGCGCACACAAUCCACAAUCAGCUGAUGUCCUGGGGAAAUAUGUCGACCGCAAGCUCCGACCGCUGUCUGGGAGUGUCACUUGGGUGAUCGCAGCCUCCAGUGGGAAAGACCUUGCUGGUGUCUUCCGCUCAAUUAUUCGACCAGGCGAUAAAGUUGCCACGGCAGAAUUUGGCCCUGUUGAUGGGAUGCCCUGGGUUGCACCUACAAACGCGGCAGAGUUAGCAGACACCGUGCGAUCGAUCCCAGAUAUUAACCAAGUGGAAAGUUUUGAGGGUGAUCUUCUCCCUGCAAUUAAGUGGGCCAACGACGUUGCCAAUGGCCAACCAAUUGUCAUUGCAGGCAGUUUAUAUUUGAUUUCUGAUGUGCAUCGUUUGCUUCGGGAUGCAUCGUGA